AUGGCCGACGACGACUCACGCAAAGGCUUCAUGGCCGUGGCCAACUUCAUAACCAAGAACCACCACGACACCUACGACUACAUCGACCCGCGCAAGGCUGACCUCUCAGGCAAGUCGGUCUUCAUCACGGGUGCCUCCAAGGGCGUCGGCCGCACGACCGCCCGCCGCUUCGCCAUGGCCGGCUGCUCCAAGAUCGCCAUCGGCGCGCGUUCGAGCCUGGCCGAGGUCGAGGCAGAGGUCAAGAAAGCCGCGGAAGACGCCGGCCGCCCGGCUCCGCAGGUCCUGUCCCUCAACCUCGACGUCACGUCCGAGGACUCGGUGCGCGCCGCCGCGCGGGCCACGGAGCGGGCUUUUGGCGGCGGCCUGGACGUGCUCGUCAACAACGCCGGCUACCUCGAGACGUGGCUACGCCUGGGCGAGACGGACCCCGGCGAGUGGUGGCGCUCGUGGGAGGUCAACAUCAAGGGCAGCUUCCUGUGCCUGCACUUCCUGCUGCCGCUGCUGCUACGCUCCGACACCAAGAUGGUCGUCAACCUGACGAGCGCGGGCGCGCACAACACCAACGUCGGCGCAUCGGCGUACCAGGGCUCCCGGUUCGCGUCGUGCCGCCUGACCGAGUUCGUCGAGAGCGACUACCGCGACGAGGGCGUCCUAGCCAUCGCGCUGCACCCGGGCGGCAUCAAGACGGAGCUGGCGACCAACAUGCCCGAGUACAUGCACGCUGUCCUGACCGACGAGCCCGAGAUGCCGGCGGACGUGAUGGUGUGGCUCGCCGCGACGAGGCCCGAGUGGCUGAACGGCAGGUUCAUCAGCGCGACGUGGGAUGUGCAGGAGCUGGAGGCUAAGAAGGAGGAGAUUGCUGCCAAGAACACAAUGUUGAAGUUCAGGAUGGUCACUUAA
Molecule: messenger RNA, 900 nt
Organism: Thyridium curvatum
Lineage: Eukaryota; Fungi; Ascomycota; Sordariomycetes; Thyridiales; Thyridiaceae
Exons: 1
Coding region: 1-900 (299 amino acids)
Cellular component (GO): cytosol
Molecular function (GO): oxidoreductase activity
Source: RefSeq, a predicted model, not a curated record